GUGAAAAGCGAACCGUACUGGUGUGUGGCAGUUUGUGAGAGCAGUUUUGCAUUUAGUUUCAUUAUUUAAACCCUUCGAACGUCCUAAACACACCCCUUAAAAAUGGCAGCAUGGGUUGGCAAAAAAUACAAGAUGGAGAAGUCCGAGGGAUUCGAUGACUACAUGAAGGCUCUCGGCGUAGGCAUGGUGCUCCGCAAGCUGGGAAACAGCAUCUCGCCAACGGUCGAACUGCUCAAGGAAGGCGAUGAGUACACCUUCAACACGUUGUCUACCUUUAAGAAUACGACAAUCAAGUUCAAGCUGGGUGAAGAAUUCGAAGAGGAAACCGUCGACGGCCGCAAGGUUAAGUCCGUGUGCACCUUCGACGGCGAUAACAAGCUUGUCCACGAGCAGAAGGGCGAGAAACCGACUACCAUCGUUCGUGAAUUCACUGCCACCGAUUUGACUGCCACCAUGACCGCCGGAUCCGCGAAAUGCAUCCGAUACUACAAAGCUGUCUAAACAACAACAACACUUGCAUCAAUCGUCUCUUCCUUUCUUCGCAUCAACACGUGAUGUGUCCAGUUCUCUGAGACUUCGUCGCACCAUAUCUAGACAUCACAAAAACAAGCAUUCAACCUGUGCAACCCUAGUCAUCAUAGAUACUCUUUGCAUGGACUACGAAAACCAAUAUCUUCCGAUAGAGGAACCAUCAGCUUGACGCACAUACUAAAUUGCAACUAGACACAAAUCUAAAUGCAUACUGUUUGAACAAGUGCUACAUGUAUUUCAUGGUUUAUUACGCCAUAUACAGAACACUAUCCAUUUGAUUGUUUCAAUUUUUUUUUCUAUAAACCCAUUUGUUAAAAUGAUUUAAAAUAUCUAUUUUGGGAUAUUAUUUUAGAAUUAGUUAAACAUGAAGCAUAUUGUAAGAGUAAAUUAAACCCAUCUAAAAUACAUUGUUAAAUGUAAUCAUAUUUUCGUAUCGUUUCAUUUAUUCUAAUUUUCUCCUUUUGAGUUGUUUCCCCCAAUUACCUUUACCGCAGCGGCAGUUCGAACUAUUACUGACUCGUGAACUGUCGACGAUAGCAAACAACCUUAGGGAACACGAAAGGCUCAUUCCUGCCAAGAAAAACUAUACGGACAGUGGUGAUGAAAGACAAAAUAAAUAUACGUUCA
This is a messenger RNA of Sabethes cyaneus, 1158 nucleotides long. It is a transcript of the gene fabp, whose product is annotated as probable fatty acid-binding protein. The record is from RefSeq and is a predicted model, not a curated record. Gene Ontology annotation, biological process: fatty acid transport. The coding region runs from base 103 to 501 and encodes 132 amino acids. The transcript has 2 exons. Gene Ontology annotation, cellular component: cytosol; nucleus. Gene Ontology annotation, molecular function: fatty acid binding. NCBI's taxonomy places the organism in Eukaryota, Metazoa, Arthropoda, Insecta, Diptera, Culicidae.